AUGGUACCUUUAUCAAGAGUAGAAAUACCACCAAGUAACGAACUAUUACCAAAUACAAGGAGAAUAUUACGAGGGCAUGAAGUCGGCGAUAGACGACCUUACAUGGUAUACCUAAGACCAGCUGCAACAGCUGACCCUCAGAUAACAGAAACGAGCUGGCUGUGCAGUGGAGUCAUAAUUCACGAGCGGUAUGUUCUGACUUCUGCAGCCUGCAUCGAGGACGUAAAGCAAUUCUACGUCAUAUCGGGAACACAUCGAUGGAUCCCAGCUGGAAGUACUAACGACUGUAUUAAAUAUGGUGCGAAAAAAGCAGUAUGGAAAUGCGUACCGAAAAGUUAUGUGUUCGAUGGUCAUGAAUUCGAUAACAUACGUUGGAUGGCAAAUGAUAUAGCUGUAGUGAAAGUUGAAGAUGACUUCAACUUCAAACGGCGAGUCCGCGGCUGCGACUUCAUCCCCGCGAAGGUUGCCUUCAACAAUCAAAGCGAGGAAUUGGAGAAGCCUGGCAGAGUGGGUAACAUCGCUGGUUGGGGUUCCACGGAUAAAUUCGGUGAUAUCAGCGGGAGAACUGCAAUUAAUUCACCGGCUCUACUAGAGUCUGAUGUCAUCCUGAUAUCAAAGAAGAACUGUAAGAAGAGAUGGGACGAGCGCUAUCAUUACAUCAUUGAUGGGAGCAUGAUAUGUACCAAAGACGGAAUGGAUACGGAUGCUAUGAGUACUAUUUGCAGAGAAAAUGAAGUGAAUUGCAAAGAACUGGUGUAUUCUGAUGAGGAAGAAGAUGGUCCAUCACGACGAAUGAUGAUUAAACCGGAUCAGAUGAUGAUUCAUGACGGCGCUCAUUAUAACGACACGAGAAGAGCUAAGACAUUAUCCGGUGGAUUCUGUGAGAAUGACCACGGCGGUCCUCUUCUCAUCGGACAAGGCAAGAGUGCUGUGGUAGUAGGCAUCAUAUCAGCCUGUCUAACGAGGGAAAUAACAAAUCAGUGCUAUGGUCCGUAUCUCUAUACCAGCGUGUGGAAGAAUAGACAUCUGAUCGACUGUGCUAUAAACAAGGAUAUGCAAUCGACAUGCAAAAGAUUGUUGAGGGCAAAGAAGACGCAAAUGAGCGAAACUGAAUACAAUUGGGAAAAACAUGACAUCAGCCUAUCAACAGCUAAGAAUAUAGCAUCGAGCUCGAGAAAUAUUUUACACCACAAUAAUCGCAUAUCAUCAACAAAUCAAGAGCAUGGGCAUCACUAA
This is a messenger RNA of Achroia grisella, 1236 nucleotides long. RefSeq lists its product as uncharacterized. The record is from RefSeq and is a predicted model, not a curated record. Bases 1 to 1236 code for a protein of 411 amino acids. Gene Ontology annotation, molecular function: serine-type endopeptidase activity. Lineage: Eukaryota; Metazoa; Arthropoda; Insecta; Lepidoptera; Pyralidae. The transcript is spliced from 10 exons. Gene Ontology annotation, biological process: proteolysis.